Emiliania huxleyi CCMP1516 is the source of this 546-nucleotide messenger RNA. RefSeq names its product light harvesting protein (gene Lhcf28). NCBI's taxonomy places the organism in Eukaryota, Haptophyta, Isochrysidales, Noelaerhabdaceae. Gene Ontology annotation, biological process: response to light stimulus; photosynthesis, light harvesting in photosystem I. The record is from RefSeq and is a predicted model, not a curated record. Gene Ontology annotation, cellular component: membrane. The transcript has 2 exons. Bases 1 to 546 code for a protein of 181 amino acids.
AUGCGCGCGCCCGCGCCGCGCAUGACGGCCAUCAAUGUUGGCGACGUCGGCACCACGCGCCCGCUCGGCGUGUACGAUCCGCUUGGCCUGAUGACAAAGAUGCCGGAGAAGUACCGCCGCUGGCAGGAGAUGGAGAUCAAGCACGGGCGGAUCGCGAUGGCGGCGGUGACGCACGUGCUUGUCACGGCCAACUUCAAGUGGGACGGCUACUGCUCGUACCUCUCCUUCCCGCCCCUCAAGUUUGAGGAUAUCCCCGCCGGCACGCUCGGCUCAUGGGCGGCGCUGCCGCAGGCCGGCUGGGCCCAGAUCGUGGCGAUCGUGGCCAUCCUGGACAACUCGCUCUUUGCGCAGGACCCGAACCUCGAGCCCGGCGACGUGGUCGGCGACCGCAUCCCGUGGGUGCGCUACGACGACCCGGAGGUGAAGUUCUUCAAGCUCAACGCCGAGCGCAACAACGGCCGCGCCGCGAUGAUGGGCAUCAUCGGCAUGAUGAUCCACGAGUCGCUGACGGGCAACCCGGUGUGGCCGCUCCCGUACGAGGCGUGA